AAGGGAGGGAAAAGUUCCCUGCGCGGAGAGCCGGGCAGGCGCACGCUCAUACGGCGGCCGCAGCGGCAGGGCGGGGCCGGUGGGGCGGGCGGUGGCGGAGGAAGACCCCUGAUUGCGACCUCGCCUCCCUCGGUGUCUCUCUUAGACCUUGGUCACGUACCGGGGUCCGGAGGACUUGUGUACAGCGGCAAUGGGUGGCAUCGGGGAGCCCGGCGGGGGACCCGGGCCGCGGGAGGGGCCCGCACCGCUGGGGGCGCCCCUGCCCAUCUUCCGCUGGGAGCAGAUCCGCCAGCAUGACCUACCAGGCGACAAGUGGCUGGUCAUCGAGCGCCGUGUCUACGACAUAAGCCGCUGGGCACAGAGGCACCCAGGGGGUAGCCGCCUCAUCGGCCACCACGGUGCGGAGGACGCCACGGAUGCCUUCCACGCCUUCCACCAAGAUCUCCAUUUUGUGCGCAAGUUCCUGAAACCCCUGCUGAUUGGAGAGCUAGCCCCAGAGGAACCCAGCCAGGAUGGAGCUCAGAAUGCCCAGCUGAUCGAGGACUUCCGAGCCUUGCGCCAGGCAGCUGAAGACAUGAAGCUGUUUGAAGCUGAUACCACUUUCUUUGCACUCCUCCUGGGCCACAUCCUGGCUAUGGAGUUGUUGGCCUGGCUUAUCAUCUACCUCUUGGGCCCUGGCUGGGUGUCCAGUAUCCUUGCUGCCCUCAUCCUGGCCAUCUCUCAGGCCCAGUGCUGGUGUCUGCAACAUGAUCUAGGGCAUGCUUCCAUCUUCACUAAGUCCAGGUGGAACCAUGUGGCCCAGCAGUUCGUGAUGGGGCAGUUGAAAGGCUUUUCCGCCCACUGGUGGAAUUUCCGCCACUUCCAACAUCAUGCCAAACCCAACAUCUUCCACAAGGACCCAGAUGUGACUGUCGCACCUGUUUUCCUCCUGGGGGAGUCAUCUGUGGAGUAUGGCAAGAAGAAACGCAGAUACCUGCCCUACAACCACCAGCAUCUAUACUUCUUCCUGAUUGGCCCUCCGCUGCUCACCUUGGUGAACUUUGAAGUUGAAAAUCUGGCGUACAUGCUGGUGUGCAUGCAGUGGACGGACUUGCUGUGGGCUGCCAGUUUCUACUUCCGCUUCUUCUUGUCCUAUUCUCCCUUCUAUGGUGCCACUGGGACACUGUUCCUCUUUGUUGCUGUCAGGGUGCUGGAGAGCCACUGGUUCGUGUGGAUCACGCAGAUGAACCACAUCCCCAAGGAGAUUGGCCACGAAAAGCAUCGGGACUGGGCAAGCUCUCAGCUGGCAGCCACCUGCAAUGUGGAACCUUCGCUCUUCAUUGACUGGUUCAGCGGGCACCUCAAUUUCCAGAUUGAGCACCACCUCUUCCCCACGAUGCCAAGGCACAACUACCGGAGGGUGGCCCCCCUGGUCAAGGCAUUCUGCGCCAAGCACGGCCUACACUACGAGGUGAAGCCUUUCCUCACAGCCCUGGUGGAUAUCAUUGGGUCCCUGAAGAAGUCUGGCGACAUCUGGCUGGAUGCAUACCUCCAUCAAUGAAGGCAGCACCCUCACGGGUGGUGAAGGGGGUAAGGGUCCAGACUCCAGCAGUCACCGAGUCACUGGGCAAGAUUGACAGUCAUCCUCACCCCCUGCUGGGGCAGCCUGUCUGCCUGCCUGGUCUGGUUGGCUUUUCUCAGUCCUCAGCAUUUUCUGGUCAGGAGCCCUAUGGUCAUGGCACAUGUCCAACAGGACCAGGGUGGAGGGAACAUACUUAAAAUGACAUGGUGAGCAUAGCAUGUUUUCCUAGAGCAAGAACUGGAAGGAAAACUUGUUAUUUUUAUAUAAAAAGCAACCCAGACACAUGGAGCCAAGUGUUGGACUUUCAUGAAUUUUGGAUCCAAAUCUGCUUCAGACUUGGUGGAGAGGGCAUCAGUGUGGAGCUGGGAUGGAAUGUAAGGAGUUCCUCUCCACCCUGGGUGCUCUGGGUCAUGGAGGCAACAGCUACUCUAGCUUGGCUCUACCCCCAUGGUUUGUUCCUACACUGAGCAGCACCCCGGGGGGAGCUAUGUACUCAAGAGCCUAUGGUUAAGGAUCACAUCUGCAGGAGCCUCUGGAUUAUGGGGUGGGAAAGCCUAUAUACUAUAGGAAAGCCUCUAUCUGUACUGGCUUUCUAUGCAGGAGGGCCCAGUAGUGGGAGCUCUGCUACACUGGGCAUCGCACAACAAUUGUGCUGAAUAUGCAGUGACUCAAGUGUGGCCAUUCUGUCCCUAAGUCCUUUAAAUCUAAGGACUAUUUCUUGAGCAGGAACUAACCUCUCACUUGGCCUCAGGAUCUUCAUCUGGACAAUGGGUACAGUUGACUGCACUAUCAACCUUUGAACAGCUCAAGGCAGAAGUUUUGCUUUAUCUUGAUUCUCUCCCCAAAGUGUUAAGGAUGCUCCCUUCAAGCUAAGCACUGCAAUCUGGGAAGGCAUCCCUUCCCUAGUGCUUUACAUCCAACUCAGUGCUGUAGGCGUACUAGGCAAGUACUCCACUAUUGACCUAAACCCAAGUUUGGUGAGAGAGGAGAGGGGACAGUGGACUCUGUCAGCCGCAGCAUCAAUACCCCAUGGCUCCAAGCUGGGCUACAGAUCUUUAAAGAGGUCUCAGAAGCUUUAGGCUGUAGCAAUCCCAGCAGAAAUGCUAAGCUGGGGGUCUCCUGUAGGAGCUGAGGCCUCAUCACCAGCUGAGGGGACUACCCCGCCCUCUCUCCACUCCCUGUGGCCUCCUUGCCUAGGGAAGUCCAGUGAAGCCUCCUGGAUAAAGUGAGGGAAGCAGAGGUCCCAUCAGCGUCUGUACCUCCCUUGCUCUGUUCCAUUCAGCUCUGCCUCCCUUUCCCUGGGCUUAGGUGGAUGGGGCUAAGUCAUGUGUCUGCUAGGACUUAAGGCUGCUUGACCUCAAGGAAGGAAUUCGAGCUCUUAAAGCCAAAGUGUCACUUCCAACGUGAUGAGAAAUAAAAAGGAUGCCCUAGAAAGGCCCGCGCCAAAAGGCAGAAAUGUAUUUAAAAGCUUUAUGCGUCUGACCCCAUGCCUCUGGGCUAAACUGUUUUGAUCUCUGAGACAGGCCCUUUGCUUUCUCUGGACUUUCUUUUCUUCCUCAGGUAAGGACUGAAGAGCCUUUGAAAGCCACUUCUAAGCACUGUACAUAUACUUGUAAUUCCAAUGUACUUAUCAGAAGGAUCACAAGUUCAAAGGCAGCCAAGGCGACUUAUUAAAAUCCUGUUUGAGAUGAUGAUAAUAAUAAAUAUUUUAAGGGUC
Mus caroli (Ryukyu mouse) is the source of this 3278-nucleotide messenger RNA. RefSeq names its product fatty acid desaturase 3 (gene Fads3). Gene Ontology annotation, molecular function: oxidoreductase activity, acting on paired donors, with oxidation of a pair of donors resulting in the reduction of molecular oxygen to two molecules of water. Gene Ontology annotation, biological process: lipid metabolic process. Lineage: Eukaryota; Metazoa; Chordata; Mammalia; Rodentia; Muridae. The record is from RefSeq and is a predicted model, not a curated record. Gene Ontology annotation, cellular component: membrane.